CCACCAGCCCCCAGCGGGUACCUGGCGGCCGCGGAGGCGGGCGGGCUGGGGGCGGCGCCGCGUGGCGUCACGCAGCUGGGUGGGAGAGCCGGCAGGUGGCACCCCGGCGGCCUCCUCGCCUCUCCCAGCUUGGCCGGCGGCCGGGACAGCAAGGGCCGCCGUGAGGAGCUCCGCGCUCGCGCCGCCGCCCUCCGCUCUCACGCGCGCCCGGCGCUUCGGCUCCGCGCCCCGCAGGUCUUUUGCUCUUACGGAUGCAAUGAAUACCUUGAAUAUAUGUCCGUCUGCAUAUGUGCGUAUACGUCUAUAGGAACCCAUUGAGGAGCCAGUAAAUCCUGUGGAAAAUGGCCUUCAGUGAUCUUACAUCGAGAACCGUGCGUUUUUAUGAUAAUUGGAUCAAAGAUGCUGAUCCAAGAGUUGAAGACUGGCUCCUCAUGUCCUCGCCUCUACCACAAACCAUCAUCCUGGGACUCUAUGUCUAUUUUGUCACUUCUCUGGGACCAAAGCUCAUGGAGAAUCGAAAGCCCUUUGACCUCAAGAAAACGAUGAUAACGUACAAUUUUUUCAUAGUACUCUUUUCUGUGUAUAUGUGUUAUGAGUUUGUGAUGUCUGGCUGGGGUACAGGCUAUUCAUUUCGAUGUGAAAUUGUCGACUAUUCCAGGUCACCUACAGCAUUGAGGAUGGCACGCACUUGUUGGCUUUACUACUUCUCCAAAUUCAUCGAGCUGUUAGAUACUAUCUUUUUUGUUCUGCGUAAGAAAAAUACCCAAGUGACUUUUCUGCAUGUCUUCCAUCAUACCAUCAUGCCAUGGACCUGGUGGUUUGGAGUCAAAUUUGCUGCAGGUGGUUUGGGAACGUUCCAUGCCUUUCUCAAUACAGCUGUGCACGUAGUCAUGUAUUUCUACUAUGGACUUUGUGCCCUGGGACCAGCCUACCAGAAGUAUUUGUGGUGGAAAAAAUAUUUGACGACAUUACAGCUUGUCCAGUUCAUUAUUGUCACCAUCCACAUAGGCCAGUUCUUCUUCAUGGAGGAUUGCAAGUACCAGUUUCCAGUCUUCCUAUACAUCAUUAUGAGCUAUGGGUGCAUCUUCCUGCUGCUCUUUCUCCAUUUUUGGUACCGUGCUUACACCAAAGGUCAGAGGCUGCCCAAAACUGUGAAAAAUGGAAUCUGCAAAAACAAAGAUCACUGAAGCACAACAUGAAUCUCUAAAGCUAUGAUAUCUUGUCUUCCUUGACAAUCAAGAGAUAUUUCCACGUGCAGUGCAUUUUGUAUAUUUUUCAAAACCUAGAGCUUGUAUUUUUAUGAUAAGUUAUUGGGGUUUCUGAUAUUUGAGAGCCCAAAGCUCCCAGAGAAGUGUCUUCUGAUAAUUAGAGCCUAAAGCAGCCAGUUUUUCAGCUGCUUUGAAACCUAAUGCAAAGGCUUUGUUUAGUACAUUUUGUUACAAUGAGAGUAGGAUGUGAAACAGUACAGUGCUUUUCAAAGAAGUUCAGUAUACAUGAAAAAUAUCAUUAGAUAUUUUGAGCACGGACCGAGAUCCAUGCUGUACAAUGGAUUCUUUCUGCCGGGUCUGGAAACCUCUCACUGUGGGCUCUGGCUUUGUGGUGUGUUCACUAUAUUCAGAAGACACUAUGUUUACUCUAGAGUUAAAUUCCUAUUCUAAAGAACUAACAAAGGUGAACAUUAAGUGAAUUUUGGUAAGUUAUCAUUUAAAAUCCCUAACAAUAAUUAGUAAUGGAUCCUUUGAGUAGCCACCACCAGUUUUGCUUAUAAAAAACUUCCUCACAACCUUUUGUUGUAUAAAAGUGUUUAGAAAUAACAAAAUCCUUUGGUUAGUACAUUGAUGCACUUGACACUAAGGUUAUGUUAAAAUUUUGAAGAAAGGUGAUUUGUUCGGAUGGCUUAAGGAACACUAUGCUCUUACUGUUUUGUAAUUAACUUUGUAUAUUUCUGGAAAGAGGUGAAUUUGUCAAUGGAAGAACUGUGUCGUUCAGUGGGGAAAAUCUAUUGUCUGUUGUAUUAUAAUGUCACUUUCUCAUAUUUCUCACAGUUUAAGGGAUGAUCUUGGUUAAAUACAUGUUGGUUAAAUGUGUAAAUGUUCAUAUUAUUAGCAAACCGCAGGUACUCUUAAAUCCUAAAUUAUUUUAGACCACCCAUCACACAGUUUUUAGACACGUGCUAGAGUAGCUUAUGAAGCAACUGGAGUCAAAUGGUGACACAGAGAUUAUCCAGGGAAGAUUUAGUUAUAUAAGGAUCUCAAUAAACAGAGAGAGAAUGCAUAAUAGUUAUUGUUAUAAAUAUACUGCAUGAAAAAAAUAUUUUCCAGAAUUAUUAACAGCCUGGAUUUCUUCUUUCAAACUUAUAAACUGUAUAAUGAAGGACUAAAAUUCACUUUGCAUAGGUUUCAUUUUGUCAAAAUUGCUACUUUCUAAAAUUCUCUGGCUCUCACAUUUUCUUGGAAAACUCAAACUAAUGGUUAGUAGAGUUUUGUCCAAGAAACAGCAAUAUUUAGACAUUUCUGAAAUUUUCCUUAUAACUUGUUUUUCCCUGUGAUAUUUAUACUCAAUUUUUGAAGGGCUGCUUAUGGUUGUAUGACUCUAAACAAUUAGUACUUAUGGGCCUCCGUUAUUGUGUAACACACAAUACUUAUUGUACAACAAAGUCUGAGCGUUUACUUACUAUAAACUCUUAUAGUUCUGGGUCUCAUCCCAAUCCAUUAAUCCAUGCCAUGGCCUUUUGUCUUCAUAACAGAUUCAUAACUUAACAGAUUCAUAAGGUUAUGUGCCUUUAAGUGACCUUUAGUGACUUCACUUGCUUACAGUAUGAAAAGAUGAGGGUUGAGAAAUGGGGGGAAUUUCAUAUUUUUAAAAAUAAAGACUAAAGCACAGGAGAGUGGAGCGAAAAGAAAACAGCAGAUCUAAUUUAUUUCUCUUGAGGAGCUCAAGAUUCCUUAAGUGUUUUCCUGUUUUGGCUCUUCACAUGCAACCUGUGCUAAAUGAGAAGGUGUGGUUAUAUACACGUAUGAAGAUACACGCAAUUGCCAAAGGUCCCGGUAGGGUAAAGACAAAAACCAAGCAAAAAUAAAAGAAGAUAAAACAGGAGAGUUUGAUUUCUUUUCUUGCAUACUUUCUGACCUUGUACAUUGCUCCUAACCGCCCUGUAGCCUUUGAAAUGUUUGACAUGCCUAUCAGCUAACAGCAACAUGUGAUGGAACCACAUUCUAAGUUAUGUGAAUCCAAGUGGAGAUCUAGAAUGUUACAUAAAAAGAAAUCACAGCUGGCAGAAGCACCCUCCAUAUAAACAUCAGCAGGUCAAAAUGCAUAUCACUGAAUGUAGAAUUUGUACAGGCAGUGUUUCAUUCAAGGGCUUGGUGGGUCAUGGAGGGUUUCAUCCCACUUUUCAGGACUUUAUUGCCUUUGGGUUUGCUUACCUAACAAGUACAGAGCCCAGUUACAAAAUUUGACUUAUGACAUAAGGCUCUAUGAAUCCUUGAGAACCUAUAUCUGUAUUAUAAAUAAAUAGAAAUACAAAAAUUUAAAUAUCUAUGGGAACAUUGCCAUUUUACAGCUGUAACUGAGUAGAGUUCUUAAUUGAAUAGACUACAUCGUUACCUAAAUUAUAAGAUUAUGAGGUUACAUAUCCUUAAUUAUCCCAUAUUUCUGUCAAAUUUUUAAAGAUUGGGAAACCUCUGGAUAUUGUCAAAGUUUGGCGGGGGAGGGUGUGUGUGUGUGUGUGUCUUUUUCUGUAGAUUCUCAAACUGCAUACGUUUGCAUGGGUAGGGUUUUAACUCGAAUACUGAUUUAACCAACGCAUUUUACACAUUUGUUGCAUACUUGCUAUGUUCCGAGCUCUGUGCUAGACAUUAGAAUAAUACAGAGAUGCCUAUGAUAUAGUUGCGACCUCCUGGAGCUUGCGGACUGGCAGAGGAAAUUAUGUUAUAGGGCAGUAUUUGACAGAUGCCAAAUGAGUGAGAAUCCUGUCACUGAGCAAGCAGGGAAGCUCUGUGAAGGGAUCUGAAGUUGAGUUCUGUGUUUAAGAUGUACAGAAUUUCAACAUGGGUGGUGACUUAGUGGGUAAAGUGUUCUAAGUGAAAAAGAAAUAGCAAAACAAGGGCGAGGAGAAUGAAAGUAUUAGGAAAGUUGAGGGAAUGGCCAAUAGACUAAAUUAAACUGAGGCUUCCUGCAGGUGCUAUAGAGAGAUGAGGCCAGAAAGGGAGGCCGGCUCUGACUGGGGGGACACUCUAGUGUGAUCCAAGUGGUAACCUAAGAGGAGUCAUCUGGUGGGGUGGGUGGGGUGGAGGCCUGAGGCACUAAAGGCAAAGAUAAAUUAGUUAAUUAAGGAUGAAGUGAAGAGAGCCAGAGCAAGUGAUGGAAAGAAAGAGGCUGGUGUGUGAGAGGUUAUGAUGGAGAAUCAGAUCUGUCCAAGGAUGGAAUGUGUAGUGGGUCCAGGGAAGCAGCGUGUUGGUGUGGAAACUUGGCUGAAUCUGAAGCUGGAAGGCCUGGGUGGUAGAUACCAAGUGACCUUGGACGAGCCAGCUCACCUCUCUCAGCUUUUGUUUCUUCAUCUAUAAAAUAAGAAUGCUAGUGCAAGCUCUCCUUGCUGGAUGAUUGUGUGACUUAAAUGAGGCAGUGUAUUUAAAAGCCUUUUAUAUUAAUUGGUAAAAAUGUGAAAUAGCAUAUGCACAGAGAAUACAGACUCAGCAGAGUUGAGUGGGGAGGAAAAGAAAGCGAGUCCCUAGCUUAAGAUACAGCAAAGGUUAUGAUUCUGUCCACUUCAGGUGGAAUAAUAUUGGGUUGUGGGAAAAGUCAUGACGCAUUUUUGCAAUGAAAAACACAGAAAAAAUACAUUAUGACUUUUCUGACAACCCAAUAUAUGUGUUGAUUGGAGAUGGGGUGAGAUUAAAGUUCCUCUAGGUGUUUUCACCCAUGCAGCCACAUGGCACGGGCUCACAGCAUGUCCUGUCAUACCAAGCUCCCCCAAGUUGAGGAGCACAGGGUUCUUACUUUUAUGUGGCUAUCUGGGGGUCGUCAUGGUGUUUAUUGACAGCUUGUAUCAGGUCAUGCUGUACAUGUGCAUGUAGCCCCAAAAUCCUUACAAAUUAUAACACUGUUAACAUCCAAAAGAGCAUUUGUGUCUAUAUUCAAACAGCAGAAUUAUGAAAAUAUUGCUGUACCUUCUACAUAUUCUAGGGCCCACAGUAUUCAGGAAAGUUAGGGGACAAUCUGGUUACUAAAGGCAAAAAGCUUGUUAAGCUGUGUAAUAUUGGAUUAAAGUGCCCAGGCUACACAAGGGGGCAUUCUGUGCCUAGUACUUAUGACUUCAAUAGGAAUGGUGUAAGCAUUUGACUAUCUGAAUGCAAAAGCUAUGAGCUCACAGCUGGUCUUCUGUCUUAAAAGCCACACAGAUCCCUCUCAGUGUAUCUUCUGCCUGCUUUGUGUUUUCUUGCCCAUGAGUCUGUUUCUUUUCUUUUUAUUCUUGUGCCAAACAUUCUACUUCAGUCCCACAUAGUUAUGCCUAGAUUAUAGAAUUAUCUUUGGUCUUGUUACAUUUUUUCCCAAUACAAAAACGUUUUAUCUGACAAGGCUGCCCUCAUGGAGGGAAGCUCGGUGUAGUGGUUCAGAGCACGGACUCUGGAACCAGCCUGUCUGGUCAAAUCCCGGCUCUGUCACUUACUAGCUGUGUGACCUGGACAACCUCCCUGUGUCUUAGUGUCCCCACUGAAAAUGGGAACAAUGACACUACUUCCCUCAUCAGUUUAGUGUGGGGAUUAGAUGAGUUAAUACAGGGAAAAACUUUUAAAACAGUGGUACCUUCUUUCCAGUUGUUCAGGCCCAUCCUUCCUCUCUCUCUCUCUCUCUCUCUCUCUCUCUCUCCCCCCCCCCCCCCCCCAACAUCUAAGACUUUACCUUAAGGUAUAACCAGAAUCUGACUGCUUCUGGGCCCUCCUUAUGUCAUGCCUUGAUUCUGGAAUGGCUUCCUAUCUGACUCACUGCUUCCACCUUCACCUCCUUACAAUGUGUUGUCUACAUCUCAUUCAAAGUUAUCUUAGCAUAAAUUAAAUCAUGUCAGUCUUUUACUCAGAACCCUCCAGUGGCUUCUGGUUUCACCUAGAGAAAAAGCCAAAGUCUUUAUGAUGGUCUACAAGGCCCUCCAUGGUCUGUCUCCCACCUGCUAUCAGUCCUUUGUCCUCCUCUCCUACAGCCUUGGCUCCCUCAGUCACAUUGGCCUCCUUGUGUUCACAGGACAAGGCUAAGCACAUUCCCAUCUUAGGGCCCUGAGUUUUGCUUUUGCCUCUGUCUGAGGGGCUCUUUCCCAAGUAACCGCUUGGCUAAGCCCCUCACUUCCCUCCAGUCUUUGCUCUUAUGUCCCUUUUUUCGUGAGGCACACCCUGUUUAUUAUUACAACUUGCACCUUAAUCCAUUUUUACCUGUUCUUUUUUUCUUCCAUAAGGUACUUAAUACCUUAUAACAUGCUAUGCAAUGUACUUAGUUAUUAUUUAUGUUGUCUAUUGACUGUCUUCCUCAUUAGAAAGGUGGAUACCCUUGUCUUCAAGGGCAGACAUUCUGUUCUGUUCACUGUCGUUACGUAGAACAAUGGCCGGCAUAUUACAGGAGUGAAUGUCCGUUAUCUGGAAUUUGUCACGUGUUUUUCUCAUGAUUAGACUGGGGUUAUUAGUUUUUAGGAGGAAGACAAUAGAGGUAAAGUAUUCUUAUCACAUCAUUAUCAAGGUUACAUACUUUCAGUAUGACUUCACUGUUGAUAUUAAUCUUGACCACCUGGUUGAGGUAAUGUUAUUCCCCCCCCCCCUCUUUUUAUACCUUGUCCUUUGGGAGGGAGUCACUAUGCACAAUUACACUUAAGGAUACCCCCUUGAGGGCAAAGUAUCUACAUAAAUUAUUUGGAAUUCUGCAUGGGCAAGUUGCCUGUUCUAUUAUUUAUUUAAUCAUUUAUGUUUAUAUUAGUAUGGACUCGUGAGUAUCAGUUUUAUACUUUGAGCUAUAAUCCAGUAUGACCUUAUUUAUUUUGUUGCUCAUAUUCUUCCUGGUUUGGCCAUUGGGAGGUCUUCCAUGUGGCUCCUGUGUCACUGACAUAUCCCCACAUCCUUACUUUCUGGUACUACAAGAUGCUGCAGGCUUUUACCUUGCAUAUUUCCUGCUCUUUGCUAGAAUCAGCCAGUUCCCAAGGAGCCUUGGUUCCUUUGAUUGGAGAAUAGUAUUAGAAAUAAAGAGCUAGCCCUAAAUGUGCUAAUUGCCACUGAGUAUCAUUGCUUCUAGGCCCUCGUAGACCCAAGGAAGUAUAUGUGUGUAUACUAAAA
Molecule: messenger RNA, 7310 nt
Organism: Hipposideros armiger (great roundleaf bat)
Lineage: Eukaryota; Metazoa; Chordata; Mammalia; Chiroptera; Hipposideridae
Gene: ELOVL7
Product: ELOVL fatty acid elongase 7
Exons: 9
Coding region: 342-1187 (281 amino acids)
Biological process (GO): fatty acid elongation, saturated fatty acid; fatty acid elongation, monounsaturated fatty acid; sphingolipid biosynthetic process
Cellular component (GO): endoplasmic reticulum membrane; endoplasmic reticulum
Molecular function (GO): fatty acid elongase activity
Source: RefSeq, a predicted model, not a curated record